Messenger RNA from Pogona vitticeps (central bearded dragon), 1325 nucleotides. It is a transcript of the gene SRSF5, whose product is annotated as serine and arginine rich splicing factor 5. The record is from RefSeq and is a predicted model, not a curated record. Lineage: Eukaryota; Metazoa; Chordata; Lepidosauria; Squamata; Agamidae. Gene Ontology annotation, molecular function: mRNA binding. Gene Ontology annotation, cellular component: cytoplasm; nucleus.
AGGGACCUAGCCAGUCGCGAGUUGGACGUCGGCUGAGGCGGUUGGAGGUCUGUUGACCGGUCCUUUUUUUCCCUCUCUGUUGGUUUGCGUGCCACCGGCUUCGUUCAAAACGGACGAUCGCAAGAGCAGCUGGUCUAUCUUGAGAGGCAUCAUGAGCGGUUGUCGCGUCUUCAUAGGAAGGCUGAAUCCAGCUGCCCGAGAGAAAGAUGUGGAGAGAUUUUUCAAGGGAUAUGGACGCAUCAGAGAUAUUGAUCUGAAAAGGGGUUUUGGAUUUGUGGAGUUUGAGGAUCCAAGGGAUGCUGAUGAUGCAGUCUAUGAGUUGGAUGGAAAAGAGCUUUGCAGUGAGAGAGUUACAAUUGAACAUGCAAGGGCUCGUUCAAGAGGUGGAAGAGGCAGAGGACGUUACUCUGACCGUUUUAGCAGCCGUCGCCCACGAAAUGACAGAAGAAAUGCUCCACCUGUCAGAACAGAAAAUCGUCUAAUUGUAGAAAAUCUAUCAUCCCGAGUCAGCUGGCAGGAUCUCAAAGACUUCAUGAGACAAGCUGGAGAAGUGACUUUUGCAGAUGCACACAGGCCCAAACUAAAUGAAGGGGUGGUUGAGUUUGCCUCUUACAGUGAUCUAAAGAAUGCUAUUGAAAAGCUUUCUGGCAAAGAAAUAAAUGGACGGAAAAUCAAACUAAUUGAGGGCAGCAAAAGACAUAGUAGGUCCAGGAGCAGGUCUCGCUCCCGUAGCAGGAGCUCCUCAAGAUCCCGCAGCCGUUCUCGCUCCAGGAGUCGCAAAUCUUACACCAGGAGCAGGAGCCGUAGCAAGUCACGUUCAGUUAGUAGAUCUCCUGCCCCUGAAAAGAGUCAGAAACGUGCUUCCUCAAGUAGAUCCAAGUCUCCAGCUUCCGUUGAUCGCCAGAGGUCGCGUUCAAGAUCACGAUCUGUUGACAGCGGCAACUGAAUUGUAAAUAGUUUGCCUUGGGGACUUUUAAAAUCAUACUUGCUAGUUGUGGUAAGUAUGUGACUUCUGGGGGAAGGGACUGAAUGGGGAGGGAGGGGGUUGAACAGCUUUGUACAUGUGGACCACCAAGGAGUUAUUGAACUAAUUGUAUUUGUCUUUUUGAUAAUCCUUUUCCUGCUCACUUCAUUAAGACAGAAGUGCAUAGCUUUAUGUAAAUUGCUAGAGCUCUUUGAAGAAAUUUUUUUGUAUUUAAAAUAUCUCUACUUUUGAGCACCUGUUCUCAGUAUAUUCUCAUAAUUGGCGUUUCAGGGUAUUAAACAUUUAAAUUGGCUAUGGAGCUCUGUACCAGCUGUGAAUAAAGCUUUAUUUCAGAUUUUUA